Molecule: messenger RNA, 378 nt
Organism: Rotaria socialis
Lineage: Eukaryota; Metazoa; Rotifera; Eurotatoria; Philodinida; Philodinidae
Source: the annotation of a GenBank genome assembly
AUGUUUAUCUUAUCAGAUGUUUAUCGUAUGUUGAUCGGUAUUGGCGAUCGAGUUUUGUCGACGUCAAUGAAAAAAGUCGUUAAAUGGGAUCACCCAGCUGGUCCAAAAUAUGUGCAUUUUUGGUCGCCCGUUAUGAAAAGCUCCUUAGUUAUGGCUGGUAUUGGAGAUUUAAUGCGUCCAGCUGAAAAGCUUUCAUUAAAUCAAUCAAUUUCACUUGCUGCUACAGGAUUAAUCUGGUCUCGAUAUUGUAUGGUCAUAAUACCGAAAAAUUAUUUUCUUGGUCUGGUCAAUUUUGCUCUUGGUUUAACCGGUCUUCAACAAUUGAUACGUAUUGCACACUAUCAUCAUACACAUCCAAAGGAAUUAACAAAAAACUAA